Eptesicus fuscus (big brown bat) is the source of this 1644-nucleotide messenger RNA. RefSeq names its product transformer-2 protein homolog beta-like. Gene Ontology annotation, biological process: positive regulation of mRNA splicing, via spliceosome. Gene Ontology annotation, molecular function: RNA binding. The record is from RefSeq and is a predicted model, not a curated record. Gene Ontology annotation, cellular component: spliceosomal complex. The transcript is spliced from 2 exons. Lineage: Eukaryota; Metazoa; Chordata; Mammalia; Chiroptera; Vespertilionidae.
AUGGGAGUUAAAUUUGGACGUACCAGGGAUGAGGUGUCCGUGAGAGAUCCCUUUGGAGGUGCAGAGUAUGAGAAGAUUUUGGGAGCGGUUGGGUUCUCAGCAGCAUGGAAACUUGUGGGCGCUGACAGGCUGCGGCCGAACCCCUGCAAAGAAGGUGCAAAGAGGUUGGCAGCUUCGGUUGAAGCACAUCGAGCCGAGCGGCGGAGGCAGCAGCAGCUCGGAGUCAUUAGCCAGAGCUGCGAGCAGAACCACGGCGAGCGGGAAUCCCGUUCUGCUGCCAGAAGUGGAAGUGCUCGUGGAUCUGGGAAAUCUGCAAGGCAUACCCCUGCAAGGUCUCGCUCCAAAGAAGAUUCCAGACGUUCCAGAUCAAAGUCCAGGUCCAGAUCUGAAUCCAGGUCUAGAUUCAGAAGAAGUUCUCGGAGGCAUUAUACAAGAUCACGAUCUCGGUCUCGCUCCCAUGGACGAUCCCGUAGCAGGUCUUAUAGUCGAGAUUAUCGGAGGCGUCCUAGCCACAGUCAUUCUCCCAUGUCUACUCGCAGACAUCAUGUCGGGAAUCGGAGAGGGUAGAAGGGAGGGGGAGAGACAGAGGGAGAAAAACAUCGAUGUGAGAGAGAGACAUCCACUGGUUGCCUCCCGCACACGCCUCGACCGGUGCCGGUGAUCAAUCCUGCAACGGAGGCAAAUCCUGAUCCCAACUGUUGUCUUGGAGUAUUUGGAUUGAGCUUGUACACUACAGAAAGAGAUCUAAGAGAAGUAUUCUCUAAAUAUGGCCCCAUUGCUGAUGUGUCUAUCGUAUAUGACCAGCAAUCUAGACGUUCAAGAGGAUUUGCCUUUGUAUACUUUGAAAAUGUAGACGAUGCCAAGGAAGCAAAAGAGUAUGCCAAUGGAAUGGAACUUGAUGGACGUAGAAUCAGAGUUGAUUUCUCUAUAACAAAAAGACCACAUACCCCAACACUAGGAAUUUAUAUGGGGAGACCUACCUAUGGCAGCUCACGCCGCCGUGAUUACUACGACAGAGGAUACAAUCAAGGCUAUGAUGAUCGGGACUACUAUAGCCGAUCAUACAGAGGAGGAGGAGGAUGGAGAGCUGCUCAAGACAGGGAUCAGAUUGACAGAAGGCGGCCACCUUCUCCUUACUAUAGUCGUAGAGGAUGUAGAUCACGUUCCAGAUCUCGAUCAUAUUCACCUCGUCGCUGUUCAAGCAUGAAAUGGAAGGCUUUCUGAAAUCUACCUUAGAGUUUGGAUAUUGUUUGUGGACAAUAUUUUUUAUUGUCUCCUGUUUAAAAAGUGAACAGUGCCUGGUGAAGUUAGAUGACUUUUACACCUUUUAUAAUGACUACUUUUGGUGGAUUUGAAAUGCUGUUCUCAUUCUGCAUUUGUGUAGUUUGGUGCUUUGUUCCAAGUUAAGUGUUUUCAGAAAAGUAUGUUUUGCAUGUAUUUUUUUACAGUCUAAAUUUUGACUGCUGAGAAGUUUUUAUUGUACAAAACUUCAUUUAAAGGGUUUUUCUACUGAAUCCAGGGUAUAUUCUGAAGAUCGAAGCCUGUGGGUAAAAUGCUACCAAAUGGCAAAAAGCAACAGUAAAGUUUGAUUUUUACUUUUCUUUCUAACAUCAGUGCUUAGCAGAAUUGUUCAGACUAGGGUGU